Messenger RNA from Notolabrus celidotus (New Zealand spotty), 2692 nucleotides. It is a transcript of the gene c5ar1, whose product is annotated as C5a anaphylatoxin chemotactic receptor 1. Gene Ontology annotation, biological process: complement receptor mediated signaling pathway; positive regulation of cytosolic calcium ion concentration; phospholipase C-activating G protein-coupled receptor signaling pathway. The transcript is spliced from 2 exons. The record is from RefSeq and is a predicted model, not a curated record. The coding region runs from base 727 to 1770 and encodes 347 amino acids. Lineage: Eukaryota; Metazoa; Chordata; Actinopteri; Labriformes; Labridae. Gene Ontology annotation, cellular component: plasma membrane. Gene Ontology annotation, molecular function: G protein-coupled receptor activity; complement receptor activity.
AGUACAGUCAUUUAGAUCACGAGUCAUUUAAAUGGGAUUAUUGUUAAAUGUUUAACAUUAAGAGAACUUGAACUAAUUAUUGAGAGCAUAACUUCACAAGAAAAAUGUAAGAGAAUCAUAGGAAACAAUUAACAGAGAAGCAGGCUCAUUUUAAUAUCCUUCCAUUUACAAAGAGAUUUAAUUUUGCAACCAGUACAGUCAACCUUGAACAUAUAUGCAGCUGAAAUGGACUCAGAAUUUGCUUUUUGCUUCUUUGUCUGCAAUUAGUGCUCACAGGUAGAGUUUGCACAGGUUGCUGGGUGACUAGACAGAUAGGUGGACCAUCCAGUAAUUUCAUUUACAACUCAUACAACAAAGAGUGCAUCUAAAAUGUAAUUUCUGAGACAUACAAAGUAUUUCCUGGCAGUAUGCUUAUGUUUUGGGGUCGUAAUAAUACAUAAUUAAGGAUAAAGAAGAAUAAAGAAAAUAAGGAUUACAAAACAGAUCAUGCCCGAGAAAGAUGCCAGCAUUUAAAAGUGAUAGGGGAAAUUAUAUGAUCACAGUUCUUAGUAACAUCAUCUGAAGAACAUAUUUUUAGACAACUUCAGGAUAUUGUGCAAGCAUGCAUGUAAGCAGUUCUGUGUGCAAGAAGUAAGGGUAUAAAACACCCUUGAAAGCAGAACAUUACCAUAACUUCCUGCUAGCUGAGUGAGUGCAGCUUCGACCACUGAAACUGUUUAACCAGCCAUGGCUGAAUUUCAGGACUAUGACCCCUUUGCUGUUUCUAACAGCACUGACAAUUACAUAUAUGAAAUUGAUGGAAUUUUGACCCCUGCGAUUCAACCUAUCCAGAUAGCUGCACUGGUUUUCUACGGACUUGUGGUUUUGCUGGGUGUCCCUGGAAAUGCUUUGGUGGUUUGGGUGACAGGAUUCUGCAUGCCCCGCUCUGUCACUUCCCUCUGGUUCCUCAACCUAGCUCUGGCUGAUCUCCUGUGCUGCCUCUCCAUUCCACUUCUCAUGGUCCCUAUAGCCCAUGAUGACCACUGGCACUUUGGCCCGCUGGCCUGCACUCUGGUCAAAAGCCUGUUUUACCUGGUGAUGUUCUGCAGCAUCCUGCAGCUGGUUCUGAUCAGUGUGGAUCGGUGGCUGCUGGUUAGCAGACCAGUCUGGUGUCAGAACAAGAGGCGACCGAAGCCAGCUGCCUUCAUGUGUGUCGCUAUCUGGUGCUUGGCCUUUUUGGGUAGCAUCCCCGGGUUUGUUUAUACCAGGGAGAUCAAAGCUGGGGAAGAAAAACGAGAGUGUAGGACAGAGAUCCCUACACACAGUGCCUGGUUGGUCACCUCCUUCCGCUUUGUGGUGGGAUUCUUCCUCCCUUUCCUGGUAAUCAUAGUCUGUCACUGGGUGGUUUACUGCAAAGCAGAGAGUGGGCUCUCAAGGGGUCGGACCCGCUCCAAGCGCACACUGAGGGUCAUCAUUGCAGUGGUGCUGAGCUUCUUUCUGUGCUUGCUUCCUCUACACAUUGUGGACUUCAUCGAUUUGAUUACCCCUCGAAAUUCCACAAACAGUCCCACAGUUUACCUGGCACAGGUUCUAACACUGUGUCUGGCCUAUUUCAACAGCUGCCUCAACCCACUACUCUAUGUGUGUCUGGGCAGGGGCUUCAAGGACAGCAUGAACCGCUCCCUGCGCAGCAUCCUGCACUUCAUCAGCGAGGAUCCGAGCAUUAGAGUGAGCAUUACUAACAACGACACAAAGAGCACAAGCAAUGAGAAAGAGACGACUAAAAUCUGAAGAUAUAUCACCUCUGAUAUACUGUAUAUUAUGCUUUUAUUGUGUAAAUGGAAACCACUCUCUGUUAAGAGUUAUCAUUGCUUUACUUACAGCACUGCACAGCUGUAUGUAUUUCACCAUGAAGUCAGAGUUAAGAUGUGACUUGUCAAGAACAUUUUUCCUGACAGACUUUACAUUUCCAAACUGUAAAUAAAAAAAACAUUGAUGUUUUGGUGCAUAUUUCUUUUCACAGGCAUUUGAGUGAUUUCUAAAAAGAAAGGAUCGAGGGAACUGGGUCAGAUAUGCAAAUCAGGAACUAGUACAUUUGUCAUGUUUGCUGUGAGCAUUCUUGUCUGGUGCAACAUCUUCUGAUGCUUCUGAUGGUUCUGUGUAUUUAUGUGAUUCCAAGUAAAUCAGAAAUGGGCUAAUUCCUGUUUUUACUCUUUGUGUGUUUCAACUAAACCUAAGAGAUCAGUUAAUUAUAUAUGCAUUAUUUAUAUAAAGAACAAAAACAAAUUAGCCCUUCUAUCACGUGUACUUGAUUUCCUCAUGUAAAAGUAACAUCAUGAUAGUGAUAGCAGGAAACAGUCACAUCCUCUUGUGUUACAGUUCUACGCAUCAUCCACAAGAGGGAGCUACAUUCUACUUUACUGUUCAGUUACUCUUGUGCUUACAGAUGGUGAAAUCUCAGAGCUACAGAUCUUUGAAACAGUACAUCUGAUCAGAGUAAAAAUUAAACAACCAUUACAGAUUUUUGUGAUGCAGAAUUGUGAAAUAAAGGGAUCAGAAGAAAUACACAACUUAGCAUGUGCACCAUGAAUGUAAAUUUAAUCAUGUUAUCACCUGCCUGAACUUAUACAUAGUAACUUGUGUUUUAGACAGAUUUUUGUGCCAGCCAGUCAACAUUAUACGACUAAACUAUGAAUAAAAAAUUCAAGACUAA